Messenger RNA from Lotus japonicus, 948 nucleotides. Its product is annotated as thylakoid lumenal 17.9 kDa protein, chloroplastic. The record is from RefSeq and is a predicted model, not a curated record. The coding region runs from base 153 to 797 and encodes 214 amino acids. The transcript is spliced from 4 exons. Lineage: Eukaryota; Viridiplantae; Streptophyta; Magnoliopsida; Fabales; Fabaceae.
UUGUCUGACCAGAACUUCUUUUUGAUGGACAACUAUAACCUUUCAGAAAGGAUUAACAUUCAACCGCACACCUGUGAGCUGUGGCUGGAAUUCGAUGGUAUGUUUGAAGUAAAAAGAAAAUGAAUCAAACAGAGGUGAUAGAGAGAUAAAUCAUGUCUUUGAUUGGUCCUCUCCCUCCUCUUGCCUCAAACACCAUUCCCAAACUGAAAACAAUCAAUCCAAGCAUUGGAACCAAGUUCCUACCUAAUCUGCUCUCUCUGGCUCUUGCAGUGACCUUAACCUCUCCACUACCUUCUUCUGCAAUCCCUUCACUCAAUUCUCAACCUCCUUCAACCUCUCUCACCACUCCAUUUUCUCAAGCCAAGAACUUGAAGGUUGGACUGGAAAAUGGAAAAAUUAGAACUUGUCCAUCAAUCAAUCCGGGUUGUAUAUCAUCCAAUCCCAAGUCAUCAUCGUUUGCGUUUCCUUGGCUGAUUCCUGAAAAUUCGUUGGAUAACCCCAUUCAGAAACUGCGUGAAGCAAUUCUAAAGACCCAGAAAAAUGUGAAGUUCCUACUUGUGGAAGACACCCCAGAUGGCCAAUAUAUGCAAGCUGAAGUUGAUGCAGGAUUUGAUAGAGAUGUGCUUGAGUUUCUGGUGAAAGGUGAAGUGGUUGCUUACAGAUGUAUGGCAACAAAAGUAACUUAUGUAUACCCUUUCACUACUGCAUUUGGAGAUUCAAAGGGUCAAGAAGCAAGACUCAAGCAAAUUAAUGACCAGUUGGGCUGGUAUGCUCCAAGUUUUGAUUCCAUGGAAUAGUGUUGCUUGAAACUUUUAUUUUUGUUGGCUUAGUUCUUUGAUUGGUAUGUACUAUGUAGCUAAAUGCCUUUGUUAUUAUAAUCUGCCUUGUGACGGGAAAUUUCAUGGUUUUCCAGCUUAUAUUAUCAUAAUGCUCAGUGUCUCAGACUCA